Acanthochromis polyacanthus (spiny chromis) is the source of this 4467-nucleotide messenger RNA. It is a transcript of the gene txlna, whose product is annotated as taxilin alpha. The record is from RefSeq and is a predicted model, not a curated record. Gene Ontology annotation, molecular function: syntaxin binding. Lineage: Eukaryota; Metazoa; Chordata; Actinopteri; Pomacentridae.
CGAAAAAGAAGAAUCCAAAGUUAUGACCGGAAGUGAGUUUUUUCUGUCUCACGCUGUUGAUGAAACCUGCAGUACACAGAUACAGUAGCUGUUUCCUCCUUCAGUCUUCAGAUACCAGAGAUGAUAAAACAAGACACGGAAGAGUCUGCCACCCAGGGCAGCGAGGAUGCUCCACCCACAGCAGGAGGGAUGGCGUCACCUGCAGCUGCAAAAGACAGCUUGGACAGCAACAGCCCCAAAGAGUCCGAACCACAGACGCCACAGACAGACACCCCUCCACAAGACCAGGAGGGAGGAGGUGAAGGUGCGGAGGCUGCACUGUCGCAGUGUUUCACGGCUGACGAUCUGAGCCGGCAGCUAGAGGACAUCCUCAGCACCUACUGUCGGGUAACGAUUUCGGACGACGCCAGUGCCUUGCCCAACGGUCAGUCACACAGCUCAGAGCUCAAUGGCCCCAGUGAGAGGGAAGAUGACAAGUCAGAGGAAGGCAAAAUAAAUGGUGCAGAGAAAGAGCAGAAGAAGACUCAGGAGAAGAAAAAAGUGAAGGGUCUAGGCAAAGAGAUCACUCUUCUUAUGCAGACUCUAAACACACUGAGCACCCCUGAGGAGAAGCUGCGCCUCUGUAAGAAGUAUGCUGAACUGUUGGAAGAGCACCGUAACACACAGAAGCAGAUGAGGGUGCUGCAGAAGAAGCAAAAUCAGCUGGUCCAGGAGAAAGACAACCUGAGGAAUGAGCACAGUAAGGCCAUCUUGGCCCGCAGCAAGCUGGAAAGCCUCUAGGAGCUGCAGAGACACAACCGCACACUCAAGGAAGAAGGAAUGCAAAGAACCCGUUUGGAGGAAGAGAAAAGGAAGGAGGUGACUUCUCAUUUCCAGGCGACACUGAAUGACAUCCAGGCCCAGAUGGAGCAGCACAACGAGAGAAACGCCAGCCUCCGACAGGAGAACACAGAGCUGGCUGAGAAACUGAAGAAACUGUAUGAACAGUACAAACUGCGGGAAGAACACAUAGACAAAGUGGUGAAGCACAAAGACCUGCAACAACAGCUGGUGGAUGCCAAGCUGCACCAGGCACAGGAGCUGCUGAAGGAGUCAGAGGAACGCCACGACAGAGAGAAAGAUUUUCUGCUGAAAGAAGCGGUGGAGUCUCAAAGGAUGUGUGAGCUAAUGAAGCAGCAGGAAGUUCAUCUCAAACAGCAGCUGUCACUGUACACAGAGAAGUUUGAAGAGUUUCAGACCACUCUGUCCAAGAGCAAUGAAGUCUUCACCACUUUCAAACAGGAGAUGGAGAAGAUGACUAAAAAGAUCAAAAAGCUGGAGAAGGAGACAGCCAUGUAUCGCUCCAGGUGGGAGAGCAGCAACAAGGCUCUGCUGGAGAUGGCUGAGGAGAAAGCUGUGCGGGACCGUGACUUUGACGCACUUCAGGGGAAAGUCCAGCGGCUUGAGAAGCUGCGGCGGGCACUUAAAGUCGAGCGAAACGAGCUGAACAAGAAGGUCCAGAACGUCAGCGGUCAGCACGGCGACACGGCAGGAGCCCCCACCUCCGACCCAGGGACUGACUCGCCCUCUCCACCACCUACAGACUGUCUGCUGGAGCCCGGCAGCUGUCCUGUCCCAGACACCUCCUCCUCCUCCUGCUCCCACACCUGCCACUGUGACCCCGAACUGGACACAGAUACCCUACUAGAAGGGGCAAACGCUCAGCCUGUUUCUGCGCAGGAAUGAAGCAGCGCUGCUCUCACACUCUCCUCCUUCCCCUCCAGCGUCAAGCCACCAAAAGAUAAGCCACCAGCUGCAAGCCACUGCUCCACGGCUGGAUGAAGCUGAUGUUAAACACUGGUCUAGAAGCUGAUCGGAUAGUCACACCUUUGUGUCUUUUAUGUUGGGUAUCUGAGCGACGUUUAAUAGAAGGGUUAGCUUGUGUCCUCCCAGUGUCCUCUGAAGGCUUUCUGAAGGUGAGAAUAAAGUUGUGCUUCACCUGUCAGUGUAUUUACAUGCACAAUGUAACUUAAUAACUGUGACUAACCUGAUUAAUGUAAUAGCAUUUACAUGGUUCGCAAUAACCCAAUUUCCUCCAAUAAUUAGAUUGUCAUGACUCAUUUAAUAGCUGCUUUAGCAUGUGCUUGCAAGCCCUCCAGGCAGCAUCUUAUUAUCCACAGAAAUUAUAAGGAAACCAAGGGCUUUUUUUGGACUCAGUCUGCCAACCCAACCCAAAAGGUGUUUUUUUCCCCCCUAAUAUAUACACCAUACUCAUGGGUAUAAAAUGUCUGAGAAAUUUGAAAGAUUUGACAAGUUAUUGGACUCUGAUGUGCUUAUCCCAGCCUCAACCAUACCUUCACUAAGAAACACUGUUUCCAUGAUGCUUGCAAUAAUCAGUAACAGCCUCAUUAUUAGUGUGCGUGUAAUUGCACUGACUACCUUUGUGCGAUGAAAAAGUUCAGACUGUAAGAAUCAAACUUUACCUAUUUUAGCUGUAGGCAGUUUCCCCAAUGAAGUAGUCCCGUUGUGCAGUAUUCCACUGCUCCCAGCUCUCCUGUAACAUUUGUAGCGUUCUCUGGAAGUUCUGUUAUGUAAACAUAUCAAGAACAUUUUCAGUGAGGCUGAAUCUCCGUGUCAAAGCAAUGAAACUUCAACCUGGGUUUCAUUUUGUUGAACCUGCAUGUGAUCGCCAGUUUGUCAGACAGCACACAGCACCUCAGAGUUCGCACUGAAUGUUCUCCCUCAGAUGCCUCAGAAUGUUACAGUAGAACUCGGCAUUGACAGUCCGACCUCAGGGCACUUGAUUCCUGACUCACGGUGCACAACCACGUGAAUGAUGAGUAUGCUUCCAGCGUGCUUCUCACCUGAUCGCGCCUUUUCUGGUUUUGAAAGAGCGGCUCUUCCACUGUCAAAAUUGCCGUUUCUUCUCUUGAUGCUAGCUGCAGACCCACCUCUCAUCAGGGCGGUGGUCCUCCACAUGAAGGUUGGAUCAUCCAGCUGCUGACUGACACAGAAUGCGAUGGUUUUCUCUCUGCAUGCAGGAAUCACAAAACUGCACCUGCCAGUUGUCACAUAAAAGUGUAUAACACGGGCCCUGUUGACAGUUUCAGAACUUUUUGAUCGCACCAUCUAAAUAUCAGUGCUGCUUGGGGAGACACAAGCCAAACCAGUUUAUUCCAAGAGGACUUAUCAGAGGUUGAAUGGUGUGUGUGUGUGUGUGUGUGUGUGUGCGCGCGUUCCAUCAGUUUGUGUCAUUUGCACCUUGAGUCUGUGUUGGAAGGGGUUUCACUCAUAGCUUGUGUAACUUCAUGUUUGUCGGUCAAAGUCUUAACAGAGAUGUCAGUUUAUUUAGUCAGUCCUAUUCUUAACAUCAAAAUAAUCUAGAUUUCUACAUAUUUUUGAAGGAAAACUUUCAUUCUUUUUUUCAUUCAGAUGAAAUGUUUAGAAUUAUUUACAAUAUUUUUUCUGAAUUUUCACACCUUUACCAAAAUGUUUCUCUCUUUUUUUUGUGUUGGCGUCACACUGCUUUAUUUGUUCAGCAUUUUUGUUUGUGGUCUGUAUUUAUUGUUUAGCAUAAUCUGUGAUAUAGAAAUGUAUGUAUCUAACAGAACAUGCUGUACAAAAUAUAUAUCUGCUUAUUUUGUAUUAAUUUAGACCUUUUCUAAAGGUGUUACUUUUAUGACCAACUCUUCAUUCUUCGUCUUUUUGAGUUCAGUUGCUUCUGGCUGUUUUCUCGGUUGUUUUUCAGUCUGCUUAUAUCUUUGUAACAAGGACCACUUUGAUCUAACUCCAUCUUUGUGCAUUUGUUUGUGUGUGUGUGUGUUUGAUUUCUGUGUUUUUAUGAUUGUCUCCUCCAAGUCCUGGUAAUUGCAGUAGCUUGUAAUCAGGUUUUAACAAGAGAAUGUUCAAGGACCUCUAUGCAACGCUUGUGUUUUGGUUUUUAUUCUGUGGCAGUCUGAACUGACAAGCACUUAGCUGAGAAUGUAUAUUCAUUUUUUUCCACUGUCCUGCAUGGAUGUACUGUAAAAACAAACAUAUCUCACAGCAGAACUCUAUUUCUAUUUCCUUUUUUAGACCAUGUUUGUUGAGCUACUCUUUUUUUGGUUGUCAAUGAACGUCAUCUUCUGUCUGAUGCUUUUAAAAGGUGCAACAACUGAGCCGAGUGGGAAUACCUAGGGGAAAAGAAUCGUAGUUUUCACCACCAAACGUGUCCAUUUUUCUUCAGACAUUCUUUUGUUCUACUCAAAAUGUAGCAUCAGUAACACACCUAAUGGAAUCGGUCAUCUUCAGCUGAAAUAAAAACGGCAAACCUCAUUUCUUGCAUUGUCCCACAGGACACGUUCAUUGUUCCCUGAAUCCUGCAGUGGAUAGGGAGGUCCAUCGACCAUGAGAAGGAACCAAAGAUGUUUCCUUUUUUUUGUCUUUUGCAGUACUUUUAUCUGACCCUGUAUAUUUUGUUUCUUGUUCAAUAAAAAAUGUAACGGUGUA